Mixia osmundae IAM 14324 is the source of this 2226-nucleotide messenger RNA. RefSeq lists its product as uncharacterized. Bases 1 to 2226 code for a protein of 741 amino acids. The record is from RefSeq and is a predicted model, not a curated record. Lineage: Eukaryota; Fungi; Basidiomycota; Mixiomycetes; Mixiales; Mixiaceae. The transcript has 2 exons.
AUGGCAGACUUGGAGCUCGUCUACGCAGCCGCAAAGGCACGUCUUGAUGAAGUUGCAAGCCAGCCUUUCGUCAUGACCGACUUGAUAUGGCGAGCUAUCGAGCUCAUCCUGUCUGCGAUGCAGUACAAGGACGAUUUGAUCAUGUACCUCCUCGUUGGCCUCGUCGACUUUGACAUUGGCGUCAUCCUCGGUGAACGGCGUUACUUUGACCCACAUCUCCGUGAGAUCGACAGGGCACUCGUCGAGAUCACCAACAGAGAUGCGGAUCCUUUCACGAAACCCCAAGCUGUCUUGAACGACAUCAUCUGGCCCAAAGACUCACCCGACGGCUAUCCAGCUCCCAAAGAGUCUCUAGACUGGCCAGCAGCAUGGCAAGCUACUCUUGCCGCAAGUCCCAGUCUCUUUGCUGCAGCUCGCGUCUUUGCAAACACCAUCACGACCAAUCAGGUCCACCAUCCCAAAGCCGGUCUGCACGGCCCAAACGACUUCAUGGGCGUCCUGCGCAGGCUCGACGAACUUUCCAUCAUGCGCUUCGAACAGAGUGUCCUCGAGAAGCCCGACUGGCAGACCAAGCUCGGCGAUACUGCUAUUGUAGACCGCUGGCGCGAAGAGAGCGCGGCCCAAGGCAUCGAGGAUGAUAUGUUCGAUUAUGCCUUGGCCGAGCUUCGAUACUUUUCAGACUCGCAAGACAAGCUCACAGGUAUCAUGCAUUCUUCCGUGCCUGCCGUCAUGGUCAGCGACAAGCUUAUCGACGAAGCGGAUGCGCAAGAGUUACGCAACCUGGCCGAGCGUAUCGAGACCACCGAACCCAAAGACUAUCAUCCGGGCUCAAACGACAUCGUGCUUGAUCUCGUUCAUCCUUCGCUCUAUUGCUACGUGCGAGGGAGGACGAGGCGAUACGCUGGCUCAGAUCAAGCUGGCGAGACACCCAGCAAGUGGCCAGCGCCCUCUGGCCUAUCUGAGACUGCUCAAAAGAUCACGAGCGAGCGUGAAAGCGUUGCACAGCGCAUCAUCGACCACAUAGGACCUCAGCUCACGCGCAACUCGUUCGUCUCCCCCCAGGCCAGUCUCGAUCACGCCGGUCAGGGUCGCACGACAAAAGGCACAUCGCCCGCUGCAGACCAAGUCGAGUCAGCGUGGCCAGCGUUUAGCGAUCGUCGCACGCAGGUACGCUUCUUCGAUCGUUCGAAAGUGCCAGUCUCGUCCGAUUACCAGUGGCUGCCUGUCGAUAUACUCGUCAGAGACGACUGUGCCAGCAAGCUGCGGUCCUACAUCCCCAAUCUGCAUCCCAUCUUAUAUGCAGAUGCAUACCCAAUGCUCGAGCGCAUCAUCUCACGCAUGUGGCCCUUGUUCGAGAGCGCGAUACAAGAGUCGCGCAGAUACGGCCAGGUCGAGGCUUUCAAGUACUCAGGCCGUCAUCGGGAUCUAUGGGACACAAGCAAAGCGGGUCAGCCGCCACAGGAAUACAACUAUGAAGAGGAUGAUAUAGAUACAUACUACGAGGACAUUCGAGACUGGCAGCGAGCGCUCAUCUUCAAACGCCCACCCGUCAAGCCCUUCUCUGCACCAAAGGAAAUCGAGACACGAUGGGAAGAUUGGCCUGUUAAGCUCCGUGACGGCGAGUUUCAGCUCAUUGUCAAGCUUGCCAAUGUGCAUCUGACGCCCGAUAAGCCUGCAUACGAUGGUUCAAGCUGGCACGUAGAAGGCACUCUCACUGAGCGCAUCGUCGCAACUGGCCUGUACUACUACGACGAAGAAAAUAUAUCGACCUCGCGCCUAUCGUUCAGACAGAGCGUCGCCGGCCUUGCCGAGGACGAGGCAUACGAGCAGGAUCAGCACAGUCACCUCACACAUCUAUACGGCGCAAGCAAUUCAGCGUCAGCAUCGCAACAUCUCGGCUCCGUACACACACCCCAAGGUCGCGCCCUAUCUUUUGUGAAUGGCAUGCAACAUCGUGUUGAGCCUUUCGGACUCGCCGACCCAUCACUACCUGGUCAUCGCAAAAUUCUGGCUCUCUUUCUGGUCGAUCCGACAAAUCGUAUAUUGAGCACCAGCGACGUCCCUCCCAUGCGGCACGACUGGGCGCCCAACGCAACGGGAGAUUAUGGUCUGAUGGACCUCGAAGAAGCGCAACAACACCGCGCUAAUCUGAUGACCGAGCGAGCAGCAUUCACGAGCCUGGUGGACGGUGUAUUUCAGCAAGAAUAUGCUCUAUGCGAGCACUGA